Molecule: messenger RNA, 1622 nt
Organism: Brachypodium distachyon (stiff brome)
Lineage: Eukaryota; Viridiplantae; Streptophyta; Magnoliopsida; Poales; Poaceae
Product: transcription factor-like protein DPB
Exons: 9
Coding region: 167-1213 (348 amino acids)
Biological process (GO): regulation of transcription by RNA polymerase II; regulation of cell cycle
Cellular component (GO): nucleus; transcription regulator complex
Molecular function (GO): RNA polymerase II transcription regulatory region sequence-specific DNA binding; DNA-binding transcription factor activity, RNA polymerase II-specific
Source: RefSeq, a predicted model, not a curated record
GAAGGCGUAAAGAUAAAAAAAAAAAUCAAAAACUUCUGCCCGUUUCUCCGCCUCCGCGCUCUCCCGUCGGUUGCUGUUUCUCCCUCCAUUUUCCGCUUCGUUUCUUAGGGUUUUCUCCUCCUCCUCUUCCCAAUUCCACGCGCCCGCCCGCGCGAUCCCCUCCGCCAUGGUCCCGGGAGCCCGAAGUACCGGCGGCGUGGCUCACUCGGCUUCCAACAGCGCCGCAAACGCCGGUUCCCCCUCCGGCCGCUCUAGACCCGGGAAGGGGGCUGCGGCGGCGGCCGCCACGACCUCGGCCUCAACAUCAACGCCGGCAAGAGGGAGCACCGUCGCCCGCCGCCUCAGUGAUCUCGAAAUCAAGGGGGAUGGCGCGCCAUCGCCGCAGACCGCCGCGAGCAAGAAGAAAAAGAAAGGAGCACAUGUAGUAGGUCCUGACAAAGGUAACCGUGGUCUGCGCCAAUUCAGUAUGAAAGUCUGUGAAAAAGUUGAAAGCAAAGGGAGAACAACCUACAAUGAGGUGGCAGACGAACUUGUAGCUGAGUUUUCAGAUCCAAAUAGUAAUAUUGGGUCACCGGAUCCUGAUAAUCCCAAUACACAACAAUAUGAUGAGAAAAAUAUAAGAAGAAGGGUUUAUGAUGCACUGAAUGUCCUGAUGGCUAUGGAUAUUAUAUAUAAAGAUAAAAAGGAAAUUCAGUGGAAGGGCUUGCCUCGUACGAGUAUGAGUGAUAUUGAUAAAUUGAAGAUCAAGCUCAUUGGACAGAAAGGUAGAAUUGACAAGAAAAGUGCAUAUUUGCAGGAGCUACAAGACCAAUAUGUAGGCCUCCAAAAUUUGGUAGAGCGAAACGAGCAGCUAUACUCUUCAGGAGAUGCUCCUUCUGGCGGAGUGGCCCUGCCAUUUAUAUUGGUUCAGACACGUCCUCAUGCAACUGUAGAAGUGGAGAUAUCAGAAGAUAUGCAGCUGGUGCAUCUUGACUUCAAUAGCACUCCGUUUGAGUUGCACGAUGAUUCCUUUGUAUUGAAAGCUAUGGGGCUCUCUGGUAAAGAAGAAACUGAUGGCACCUUGGCUCUGGUUGCAAACGGAAUUGAACGCUCAAGCACACCAAAUGUUUAUCCGCAUCGUUCACCGCAACCUGCAAGGCGGAGUGGACUUAGAUUACAGACCUCACCUCCUAUUCCUGGGAUACUGAAAGGGCGUGUCAAGCAUGAACAUUAGAGUUAAUGUUGUGUGAGCUUCUUGGUUUUUGUACUCCCUGGUCUUCUGUAACUUAAGAUGUACAGAAGGUGGAAACGCACUCUAAUUUAGUUUGCUGAUCGGUACGAAUUCUUUGGGGACGAACUACUUGGUGUUCGAUCUUGGUGCGGCCAGCCGACCAGCGCAGGAGAAGGCAGUUGAUGGUAGAUUGAUUGGCAUGGUGAUGCACCAGGCACCUAACUGAUUUUUCGGUUCUAGUUUCUUUUUUGUUCCUUUGCUGGUUUAGAAAAGCAAACUUUGUUUGGUCCAAUGUACCUAUGUGGCGCUAUAUAUCUUGUCAAACCAGUCCAUGUCAAUUACUCCUUUUUGUAUAUUCGAGCAUAUUGUUUGUUUUGACAGUUGUAGUUGAAUGCACAUUGUUUGUUAUGUA